UUUAAAGCAAAUACACACGCAUCGCACACACUAACCACUACUGUUGUUUAAGACAAAAAUGGUUUUUAUCGUCAGGUGUUCGUUGUGUUUUGUAUUCAUGUCAUUGAUUAUUUAACAAGUAGAUUCUUGAACAGACGUAAGAUUUUCAUUAGUUACAGUACCCUGUACAUUUAUUUAUAUGCUAACAAAUCAUGCCGUCAGAAACCUAUACAGUGGAUCAAGAUGCCUUCAAAAGUAAAUUUAACAUCAAUAAAAUACAUCAGAAACACGAAUUCAGUGAAGAAAUUGAGUUGCCAUCAAUCAUAAACGCAUCGAUCCACUCAGGAUUAUCGAACUCCACGCUAAAUCUGAAUAAUAGAUCCACUGUCAAAUCAGAAUGCAAAUCCGUAUCGGAAGUCAAGUUUGGCCUCUUGCGUAUUUUCCGAUACGCAGAUAUUUGGGAUAUGAUAUUGAUGAUAUUGGGUAUCAUAAUGUCUUUGGCUACUGGUGCUAGCUUACCCAUUUUGGCAAUGAUUUUCGGUGAUAUGACAAAUACAUUUAUCAGACAAACUAAUGCGCUAAAUCCCAUUACAGCAACAACACCGGAUUAUGGCGUCCUCCGCUCGGCUGUAUCAAACGAGACAACUACACAGUUUGAUUCUAUUCCACCACUCACUCCCGAAGAGUUUGAUAGUUACAUGACGCAAUUUGCGCUUUACUAUUUAUACAUUGGUAUUGCCGUAUUGUUAUCUGCAUACAUACAGACAUGGUGCUGGGAGAUGGCAUGUGAAAGACAAGUUUACAGACUUCGCAAUGUGUUUUUCGCGCAGAUUAUAAGACAAGACAUAACUUGGUUCGAUACUAAUCAGAGCAGUGAUCUUACAUCAAAACUAUUCGAUGAUUUAGAACGAAUUCGAGAAGGUAUAAGUAGCAAGUUUAGCAUGCUCACGCAGUACGUAUCUACAUUUAUUUCUGGUCUGCUAGUUGGUUUCUAUAUAAGUCCUAAACUAACAGGGAUCGUGCUCCUCGUUGGACCUAUAAUUAUAGGAAUCAUGAGUUAUCUGAGUCUGAAUGCGUCCAAAGCUUGUCAUAGAGAACAAAUAAAAUACGCAGAAGCCGGAUCGAUUGCCGAAGAAAUAUUUACUUCCAUUAGAACAGUAGCUGCGUUCGGAUUAGAAAAACAAGGAAUCUCACGGUAUAUUGCAGCGUUAAGAAAAGGACGUAACAUUGCAACUAAAAGGUAUAGGGUUUUCUCUAUAGGACUUGGUACCGUAUUCAUGUUGAUGUACAUAGGUUAUGGAGUUGCGUUUUACUACGGAGCUAAUUUGAUUUCAAUCGGUGAAGCUACACCUGGCACAGUUUUUACUGUUUUCUUUAGCGUGAUGGCAGGAUCAUUUUCUAUUGGUAACUCUCUACCGUAUUUAAAUUCAGUUAGUACAGCCAUCGGGGUGGCAAGAAAUUUGUACGGUAUUAUCGACAGAGUUCCAAAAAUUGAUUCUUAUUCAAAAAACGGAUUAAAACCGAGAAAGGUUAUCGGUAAAAUUGAAGUUCAAAACGUAAAUUUUAGAUAUCCAUCGAGACCAGCAGUAAAAGUACUAAAUAAUUUAAAUUUUACAACCAAACCCGGUCAAACAGUUGCAUUAGUAGGUUCAAGUGGUGCUGGUAAAAGUACUAUUGUAGGUCUACUUUUACGAUUCUAUGACCCAGAAGCUGGACAAAUUUAUUUAGAUUCUAUUAAAUUAACCGACCUUAAUGUUCAUUGGCUACGAGAUCAAAUCGGGGUUGUAUCUCAAGAACCUAUUCUUUUCGGAGUGUCAAUAGCUGAUAAUAUUCGAUAUGGCCGAGAAGAUAUAACGAAUGAUGAACUUAUUGAAGCCGCUAUUCAAGCUAAUGCUCACGAUUUUAUAAAAGAAUUGCCAAACGGCUAUAACACGUAUGUUGGCGAUAGAGGUUGUCAACUAUCUGGUGGACAAAAGCAACGGAUCUCAAUAGCAAGGGCAUUAGUUAGGGAUCCAAAAAUACUUUUGUUGGAUGAAGCAACGUCAGCGUUAGACUCUCAGAGUGAAGGAAUUGUUCAAGAUGCAUUGGAUCGAGUAAUGAAAGGUAGAACAACUAUUAUUGUAGCUCAUAGACUCUCAACAAUUAAGAAUGCGGAUGUCAUACAUGCAAUGAAGAACGGUAAAAUUUACGAAUCUGGAACACAUACUGAAUUAAUGAAUAAAAAAGGUUUGUACUAUAAAUUAGUGGUGACUCAAACCAAUACAUGUAACAAGGACAAAGAAGAAAUAGUUUUGAGAGAGGAAGAUAAAACUGAUGAUUAUGAAAAUUGUGAAGAAAUACUUGAAGAUUCUUCAAUAUGUGUAGAUGACAAUUUAAAAGAAAUUGAAAAAAAUUCCAAAUAUUGUAUGUGGAAAUUAAUUAAAUUUAACUCACCGGAAUGGGCGUUUUUAUUAUUUGGUUGUAUCGGUUGUAUCAUCAACGGUGGUUUAGUUCCUAUUUAUGCAUAUUUUUAUGGACAAGUGUUUGAGUCUUUAACACUGAAAGGCGAACAAUUGAAAAGAGAAUCACGAUUUUGGUCUUUAAUGUUUGUCGUACUUGGAAUAAUGGCUGGUUUGACCAUAGUAUGUCAAACGUGGCUACUAACAUUCGCUUCGGAGAAACUAAUGAUGCGUCUCCGAGCUAUGGCAUUCACCAAUAUACUCAGGCAAUCUGUUGGAUGGUUCGACAAUAAAGACUCGAAUCCAGGGUGUUUAACCACGAAAUUAGCAAGAGAUGCUCCAAUAGUGAAAGCGGCUGGUGGAAUGCGUGCCGGUCAAGUGAUGUCAUCGGCUGUAACGCUCAUCAUAGCUGUUUGCAUAGCAAUAAUUUAUGGAUGGAAACUAGCUAUAGUGCUUGGCCUCGCUGUCCCAUUGAUAAUAUGCGCCGGAUACCAACAACAAAUGGGUCUCAGAAAAAACCAACGAAGAGACGCGAAAUUUAUGGAUGAAGCGGGAAGAAUUGCAACCGAAAGUGUACAGAACGUGCGUACAGUGCAAUCGUUAGGAAUAGAGGAAAAGUUUGUUGAGCUCUAUCAUAAAAGCUUAAGAAUUCCAAACAAAGAAGCAAAAAAACAAGCAUACGUAUAUGCGGCUUUAUUUGCUCUGUCACAAUCGAUUACAUAUGUACUAUAUUCAGUCGCUUUCAAGUAUGGAUCAUAUUUAGUACUUCAAGGAGAAAUGACACCUUCCGCUGUAUAUAGGGUUUUUUUCGCACUGUCAUUUUCCGCCCAUUCCGUCGGUCAUACAAUGGCGUUCCUACAAGAUUAUGCUAAAGCGAAACAUUCUGCUUCCCUUAUAUUUCAACUAAUUGAAAAACCAACGGAAAUUGAUAGUCAAUCGAACGAUGGGGAAAAACCGGAAAUAAUAGGUAAAAUAUCAUUUAAAGACGUUAGUUUUUCAUAUCCGUCUAGAAAAACAAAGAAAGUCCUUAAUCACAUGGAUUUCACGGUGGAACCAGGAAAAACAUUAGCAUUAGUCGGUGAAUCAGGUUGUGGAAAAAGUACAGUUAUUUCACUUCUUGAGAGAUUUUAUAAUCCUUCUUUCGGUGUCAUCGAAGUAGAUGACAAAGACAUCCGGACAAUAAAUAUCAAACAUUUGCGAAAUAACAUUGGUCUAGUUACUCAGGAACCCGUGUUGUUUGACUGUACCAUCAGAGAAAAUAUCAGUUAUGGUGUAUCUUGUAAUGACGUACCAUUUGAUGCAAUAGUUGAAGCUGCGAAAAAAGCGAAUGCGCAUAAUUUUAUCAUGAAUUUACCACAAGGUUAUGACACAAUAACUGGUGAGAGAGGUACACAGCUGUCUGGUGGUCAAAAACAAAGAAUUGCUAUAGCUAGAGCAUUGGUAAGAAAUCCUAAAAUACUUUUGUUAGAUGAAGCGACUUCAGCAUUGGACACAGAAAGUGAAAAAAUUGUUCAAGAAGCUUUAGAUGAAGCUAGGAAAGGUAGGACAUGUAUUACAAUCGCUCAUCGUUUGUCAACAAUCCAAUCAGCAGAUGACAUUGCUGUAGUUUGGCGAGGGCAAAUCACCGAACUUGGUUCUCACGAAGAAUUACAAAAAUUAAAGGGAUGUUACUAUGAAUUAGUGAAACGGCAACAGUUGUAACAAUAAAAAAUUGUGCCACGAGAUGUACAAUAUUGCGAAAAUACAGAAAUCAAUUUAAAAUUGUUUAUGUAAAAUUGUCCAUACUUUUAAAUCAUCUCUACACUAUAAUAUUAUAUAUAAAAGACAUAACAUACUGUCUUAUAUUAUAAACAUAUUUAUUAAACGGCAGACCAAAUCAUAUUA
Messenger RNA from Rhopalosiphum maidis (corn leaf aphid), 4301 nucleotides. Its product is annotated as multidrug resistance protein 1A-like. Lineage: Eukaryota; Metazoa; Arthropoda; Insecta; Hemiptera; Aphididae. Bases 192 to 4118 code for a protein of 1308 amino acids. The record is from RefSeq and is a predicted model, not a curated record. Gene Ontology annotation, molecular function: ABC-type transporter activity; ATP binding; ATP hydrolysis activity. Gene Ontology annotation, cellular component: membrane. Gene Ontology annotation, biological process: transmembrane transport. The transcript is spliced from 27 exons.